This is a messenger RNA of Labrus mixtus (cuckoo wrasse), 1712 nucleotides long. RefSeq names its product vestigial-like family member 2a (gene vgll2a). The record is from RefSeq and is a predicted model, not a curated record. The transcript is spliced from 4 exons. NCBI's taxonomy places the organism in Eukaryota, Metazoa, Chordata, Actinopteri, Labriformes, Labridae. Gene Ontology annotation, cellular component: nucleus. Gene Ontology annotation, biological process: regulation of transcription by RNA polymerase II. Bases 176 to 1030 code for a protein of 284 amino acids.
UCCCUUCAGUGCGUCCGGCCGCAGUCCAGCGCGUAAAGAGCGCAGCACAGAGACUCUCCGUCCUCCCCUUCUUCCACUUUACUGUCGAGUCCUUCACGGCCCGGAUUACUGCUUCCUCUCCGUCCCGCAACGCGCUCUAAAUGAAGCUUAGUUCUUCUUCGUGACUUUCUUCGCCAUGAGCUGCCUGGAUGUGAUGUACCAAGUGUUUGGUCCUCAGCCUUAUUUCAGCUCCUACAGCCCCUAUCACCACCAGAAACUGGCCUUGUAUUCCAAAAUGCAAGACCCACAGGACAGCGGCAGCCGGCUCGGCCCCGCGGGCCCCCCGGUGAUCAAAGAGGAGGACAAGGAGCUGCCGCCGGGAGCCGAGUACCUGAACUCCCGCUGCGUCCUCUUCACAUACUUCCAAGGAGACAUCAGCGCUGUGGUGGACGAGCACUUCAGCCGAGCCCUCAGCCACACGACUGCCUACCCCCCCUCAACCAGCCACAAGGCCAUAAGAGACGGAUCAUUCCCCAUGAGUCAGAGAAGUUUCCCUCCGUCUUUCUGGAACAGCUCCUACCAGCCGUCCGUUUCCUCCACGCUGUCCGCUCCCCACACAGAGCUCCCCUUCCACGGGGACCCGUACUCCUCCGCCUCCCUGCACAGCCACCUCCACCAGCCCAGCCCCGACACCUGGCACCCGUCGCAUCACCACCACCAUCACCACCACCACCCGUACUCACUAGGGAGCGCCAUAAGCACGCAGAGCUCAGCGUACUCGCGCCCAGGCGUUCACGAGAUGUACGGCGCGGCGUUCGACCCGCGCUACAGUUCUCUGCUGGUGCCGUCGGUGAGGCCUCAUCACCGCCUGACGUCCAGCAGCUCGGUCCCGGGGCCCAGCAGCUCGCCGUGCGACCUGGGAGGGAAGGGGGAGUCGGGGUCGGGCUCCUCCUGGAGCGGGGCCUUCACAGGAGCCGGAGCAGAGAUCGGACUCAACAUGGACACAGGUCUGCAGGCACAGGAUAAGAGCAAGGAUUUGUAUUGGUUUUAGAGACCCCCUACCCCCCCUUCUUCUUCUACUUCAGCUGUAGACUCUAUCCUCCACUCCUGCUCUACUCUGUCGCUCUCCUGCUCUUACAGGAUGACUCACAGAGAAACUGAAAUUUUUAGUCAAGACGGCAGUUUUGUGCUGUAACUGCUUCUGGUCUACUUGCAGCUCGGUGUUACAGCGGACUGUGCGGCAGCAGCACAGCCCUGCUGAGCUGAAAGUUGGCAGUGUGGAUACGAAAAGAGAGAAAGCAAAGCGUGGAAACAAAAGUUGGACUCGCAGAGAAGAAGCGAGGCGACAAUCUGAUUUUGACGGAUGUGGACAGAGACAAGGACUCUGUGCUUCUGUAACAGACGGGGACAACAUUCCUAAACUGGAAAAAAAAAAAAGGUCUGGGGACAGACAGAGACACAUGUUGUCGAGCUCCAAAGACAAGCAAGCGCUUAAGGACUUGGCAUGACUUGCUUCACUGCGGACAACUGGGCAAAAAAACACUGGGAGUGUUAUGGCUGGAGAAAAAGGCUGUGUUGGUGUCGAGUAGGCUGCACAGCACAGAAUCUGACAGACUGUGAAAGGCAGGAGGAGUCCAAAAAAACAUUGGUUUACAUGGAGUAUUUGGUACAAUGUCAACUGUCUGUAUCAAUGUAAUUAUUUUAUGGCACAUUAAAAAUUAAAUUAAACAGUU